AGAAAGGGGUCGCUGUUAGCAAAAGUGCGUUUCUAUUCGGCUUCAAGAACAACGAUCCCGAAGGUAUCGAAAUAUUUCCUCUUAGAAACGACAAAAGACACGAAGCACAACGCGUGAAGCCACAUGAAGGACCAACAUUUGGUGAUGGUGAUCUUUCUUUGAAAACGAUGUCAUUUGGCUCUAGUCAAACUGGAAAUUCAUUUGAAAACUGGCGUGGCUCGUCUCUGUUUGCAGACGCAGAUGAAUUCAAAAUUUCUGACAUUGAAGUAUUAUAUCCUAAAGACAGUUUGUGCAAAGAGCCAUGCAACCAUUACGAGGGACACUGUGAUGAAAUUACUACCAAGUGUGUUUGUGAUUGGACAGAGCGCAAUGUGGAAUGGUGUUUGGAAGGUGAUCCAAAAAAGAUAAUCAAUCUUUACGACGAUGCCGCGUCCUACUGGCCUCUGGACUCAGUCGAAGAUCUAAAGGACCGAGCAAGACUGGGUUGGGGACAGGCGCACGGUGCGGUGAGUCUGGUUGCUAAGGGCCUUAGUGGCCAGGCCAUACAGUUAGACGGUGCGAGUGGGUGGGUCGACCUCGGAGAUCUGGGCACUCUUUAUCAGGUGCAGAUGUGUACGGAGGAUUUUAGUAUUUCUAUGUGGAUGAAGUAUUAUUCCAAGGGGAAUGGCGAAGAUCAGACCUUUUUACACUUCGAUAACGGGCUUACAGUGGCAGAAUUAUUUUACGAAGCAACUUCAAAGCUAGUCGGAGUCUCUCUUUCCACAAGCUCUUUGAAGUUUUGUUACAGAUUUCCAGUUGCAAAGGGAUUUUGGACACAUCUUGGUUUCUCUUGGAAGAAUGACAGCAAAUCUCUUAUCAUCCAAAA
This is a messenger RNA of Stylophora pistillata, 865 nucleotides long. RefSeq lists its product as uncharacterized. Lineage: Eukaryota; Metazoa; Cnidaria; Anthozoa; Scleractinia; Pocilloporidae. Gene Ontology annotation, molecular function: cytokine binding; cytokine receptor activity. Gene Ontology annotation, biological process: cytokine-mediated signaling pathway. The record is from RefSeq and is a predicted model, not a curated record. Gene Ontology annotation, cellular component: external side of plasma membrane; signaling receptor complex; membrane.